AUGGAGUUCGCACUAAGUGCAGGUGCCGUUGGUGACUUCAUUUCAAUUGCUGCCCUGAUCAAGGACAUCGUUGUCGCCCUUGACGACUCGCGUGGAUCCGCCAAACAAUACAGAGAGCUAGUGCAGCAACUCAACACUCUCGACCAGACACUGGACACAGUACAGCAGACGCUCAAAGAUCCUCGCAUGACACAUUCCUUGGAACUUAUCUCAGCAAUCGUGCUUGACACAGUGACCAAGACCAAGAAAUGCUUGGUAGACUUCCUGGACCAGAUUAGCAAGUAUGAGCCAGCCUUGAGCACAACUGCUUUUGUGAAGAAGGCUUCAUUGAAUGGUGCUUCAAAGAAGGUCCGGUGGAAAGCGACGAGCAAUUGCAGGAAGGUUCAGUGGAAGCUGAACGAGAAAGAUAUCGACAGAUUCCGCGCCGAGGUGGUGGGAUACACUAUAGCGCUUGAAAUGGUUUUAGGGGUGAUUACAAUGUAA
Fusarium graminearum PH-1 is the source of this 483-nucleotide messenger RNA. RefSeq lists its product as uncharacterized. The record is from RefSeq and is a predicted model, not a curated record. The transcript has a single exon. Lineage: Eukaryota; Fungi; Ascomycota; Sordariomycetes; Hypocreales; Nectriaceae. Bases 1 to 483 code for a protein of 160 amino acids.